UGUUUAUUUUUAGACAGUUUCGUUUCGAAAAAUGCUCGAAAAAGGGAAAAAAAUUCGUUUUUUAUUAUUGUCGUGUCGUUUGUGCGUUGAGGAGUCGUCGUCAACUGUCCAGCUGCAGUGCGACUUUUAUGGCCCGAAGGAAGCUGUAAAUGCGAACGCGUGCCCCAUCAAGCGGAAAGUGGAUUGCGGCAAGUGGGUGGCGCAUUGGCCACCUAAUUGAUAAGCCAAAGUGUGAAUAUAUGCAUAUGCAUAUAUCUGAAUAUAUUAUAUAUAUAUACAUAUAUAUAUACAUUAUACAUCUGAUAUCUGCUGCCCCGGGCGUAGGCAUGUGUAUGGGGGGAGGCUGGGCGACAGUUAACAAUUGUUUCUCAAGUCUAUUUGAAAGUCGGUUUUUAGUACACAAUAUGCCCAGACGACGACGACCCCGUUGCAAGGUGAAACCGUUGUUAGCGCUGCACGAGGAUCCAGCCGGCGACAGCGAGGCCAGUCAGGAGGAGCAGAUCGAGAGCAAGAGCGACGAUGUGGAUAUGCCCACCGAGACGCAUGAUGUGCCGGUCAGUGUGUCGCCCAACGACUGGGAGUAUCGCCUAUUCCCGGAGCUGCACAAUCAGCUGCCGCCGUUGCCCACGUUCACGGACAUCUUUGGCCAGCACUCGGAUGUGAUGUAUCAGGAGAAUGGGCCAGCGCUGCUGCCCGAUGCCGAGCAGAGGCAGGCAACAGGGCAGCAGCAACAGCAGCAACAGCAACAGCAGCAGCAGCAGGAGCAGCAGGAGGCGGAUUCCGCUCCGGCUGCGGUUCCGGCACCGGCCAGCCAGCUGAACGGAACGACGCGCACAUUGCAGCCGGACAUCUUCGGCUUGGGCGGCCUCGUGGCCAAUUUGCGUGCCUCGCGCAGCAGCACUGCCAAUGCCAUCCAGAUGGUCACCGGCGAGGAUCUGACCACGUAUGGCCUGGACCUGGCCAGCCAGGGCGACAUCUACGUCCACUUCAAUGGCCCGUUCACCCAGCAGCCGGCCGGCCGCAGCUCGGCCAACUGCGCCCUGGAGCUGGGCAUGCGAGGCAUGCGCGAUGCCAUGGACAAGUAUCCAUCGCGGCCGCCCAUCUGGGAUCCCUUUGUGCCGGAGACACGCAACCUGGGCCUGAUCAUGCCGCUCAACUCCCAGGCGCCCAAGCUAUCCGUAACGAAGUUGUCGCAGCCGUCGUCACACGAGAAAUCUGCCUAGUUUUGAUAUCAAUGAUUUGGCAAACAUUCAAAUUGCUGUUCGCUUGUAUUCGGUUUCUUGUCAACAACAACAGCAACAACAACAAUCACCAUGAACAACAACAACAACGACAUCGCUUAAACUUAGCUCACUUAUAUACUAGACACGACUGCAUCUAUAUAUAUAUGUGUAUAUAUAUAUUUCAAUUGUAUCUAUAUCCAUAUAUAUAUGUGUGUAUGCAUAUAGAUAACGGUAUAUAUGUCUGAACGAACUGCAAUGCUGACGAUAACUGAAACAAUCCAAAGAACUGAGUGCAAUAUAGAAGAAUUUUAAUUUUAAUUCACUGAAUGAAUAUGUAUGUAUACGUAUAUAUAUAUGUGUGUGUAUAUAUGCAUGUAUAUGUACGUAUAGUUCUGGGUACCUUUUGCUACAUAUAUAUUUUAUACGAUCCCAAUCACUCUAUUUUUCACUCCAUCCCUUUUCUACUAUCUCGCUUUUGGAUACUUAAUUCAUACUCCUCUCAAAUGUAUCUCAACUUUCCUUUAAAUUCAACUUUGUCAACUACUUUUUCAAAUAAUAAACCCUAAACAGAUAAUAA
Messenger RNA from Drosophila mojavensis, 1800 nucleotides. RefSeq lists its product as uncharacterized. The coding region runs from base 150 to 1223 and encodes 357 amino acids. The transcript has a single exon. The record is from RefSeq and is a predicted model, not a curated record. Lineage: Eukaryota; Metazoa; Arthropoda; Insecta; Diptera; Drosophilidae.